AUGGUCGUGCAGUCGGGCCAGCGGCUGGAGUUCCGCUUCCAGACCAACACCGUGCAGCACCUGCUUGCUGACCUGAUCCGGGAUGUCACAACAAUCACCGAAACGCACCCACUGCAGCCCGGCGAAUCGGCCGAGGCGUUUGUGAUUGAUGUGGAGCGCAAAUUGGGCGUGUUCCUGCAAAAUGCCGAUCAAUGCCUCAACGACUGCCAAGAGGUGGCCGGCCCCAAGAUGGGCGUCCUGCAGAGCGGGCUGGAUGACGUUGAGCGGACAGGCCGUAUGAUGGUCGAGAUGGGGCGCGAGCUUCUGAAGGACACUUCAUCGUCGGAACGCCGGAAGCGAGCCAUUGAGGCCGCGAAAAAUCUGCUGAACGCGAUGGUGCGCUUCCUCGAGCUGUGCGACCAGAUUGACGUGCUGCUGAUUGUGGCCAGCAUUGAUGAGGCGCAACGCGGACUCGCUGAUAUGCGCGGGGCCACCAGUGAGCAUGAGGUUUAUGAAAGAUACCGCGCCCUGUUGGCCCAGAUCGAGGAAAUCGAGGUGAGCACGCGGCGGCGCGUCGGCGACCUGGUCGACCCAUCGCAACGCGAUGAUUUCCUGGCUGCGCGCGCCCUCCUGAAGACGCACGCCCCCAUGGUCUAUGGCGCCACGAAGGCCCUCCUCCAUCACCCGAGCAGCGCCAGCCUGCUCGAGAAUUGCGACUACGCGCACCAGGAGGCUUCCCACGCGAUGGACAUGAUGCGCAACGUGCUGGGCGGGCAGCCGGGCGGCUACGCCAGCCUCGGCCAAGCCGGGCGUCUGAUGAAGGAUUUGGACCUGUUUCAGCAACAAGCCUUCAUGGAGCCGGGCGUCUACAAGCCGACCAAGCACCGGCCCGAGCUCGAGGAGCUGCUGGAAGUCAUUGUAUCGCAGGCCGGCCACAUUGCCGACUCAGCCUCAACGCGCAACGACCGCAAGAUGAAGAUCAUCAACGAGUGCAACAACCUGCGUCAAGCCCUUCAGGACCUGCUCAAGGAGUACGAGAAUCAUUGCGGGCGCAGCGACUACAACGAGGACGUCGACCUGGCCAUGGUGUUGGUCACCCGAAAAUCGAAAGACCUGCGCCGCCAUCUGCGAAGAGCCAUCGUCGAUCAUGUUUCCGAUGCGUUCCUCGAUACGAGAACACCGCUCUCGAUCCUGAUCGCCGCAGCCGAAAGUGGUGACCCGGCCGCAACGCGCGAGGCCGGCGAGAUGUUCACCCAGCACGCCGAGAACAUGGUGGCGGUGGCGCAUUUUGUGUGCGACAUGACCAACGACAGCGAGGGGUUGCGCGUCAUACGCUACACCGCCACGCAGCUGUCCCAUCUCGCGCCGCAGGUAGUGCACGCAGCGCACCUCCUCUGCCAGCACACGACCAGCGGCGUCGCCCAGGAGAACAUGAAGAUGUUCGCCGAGGUGUGGGAGGACAAGGUGCGCCUGCUGACGAUGGCCGUCGACUCGGUCAUCACCCUCGACGACUUCUUGGCCGUCUCCGAGGCGCACAUCAUCGAGGACGCGAUCAAUGGGCAGGAGGCCGUCAUCCAGGGCAACGGCGACAUGCUCGACCGGGCCGCCGGCGCCAUCCGUGGCCGCUCGCUGCGCGUGUGCGCCGCCGUCGACGAGGAGAUGAACGCGAUGCCGUCAGGUCCUUAUGCAGAUAGGGUGAAAACCGCGACGCGGCGCCUGAGAAAUGAUGUACUCCAAACUUUUGCCGAACGUGCGUCCAAUGUUGUGCAACGGCUAACCGACGAGGAUCCGACGCAGCGCGGACCCGAAGAGACAAACCGCGACGUCGACGAGUUCAUGAAUGCGUGCACGCUGGUCCAUGAGGCCGUCAAGGACAUCCGAAAUGCCCUCCUUGUCAAUAGAAACCCAGAAGACGUCGACUCGGACAACGAGUACGAGGAGGACGCCCAGACGAAUGUGAUGGAUGGCAGGAGUACCGUCUCCGAUGGCCCGAACCAGCAGCGCAUCAUGCGGCACCUGCCCGAGGAGGACAAGCGCAAGAUUCAGGAGCAAAUUGACGUCUUCAAGAUCGCCCACACCAAAUUCGAACACGAGGUGGCCAAGUGGGACGAGACCGGCAACGACCUCAUAGUGUUGGCCAAGCACAUGGCCAUUAUCAUGCAGCACAUGAUGGAAUUCACGCGCGGUCACGGCCCGCUGAAGACGACCUCUGACGUCAUCAGGGCCGCCCAGGAGAUUUCGGUUGCAGGCUCCAAACUCAACGCCCUGGCCAAGCAGAUCGGCGAAGAAUCUCGUGAGAGUCGCAGUCGUGAUGACCUGAUGUCGUACCUCUCACGCAUCACCCUCUUCUGCCACCAGCUCAACAUUUGCAGCAGGGUGAAAGCCGACGUGCAACAAGUUGGCGAUCAGCUGAAGAAGUGCCACCUCGACUCGGCGCUCUCCCUCAUCCAGACGGCCCGGAAUCUGCUGAACGCCGUCGUACUGUCCGUCAAGGCCGCAUACAUUGCGUGCACAAAGUGUACGGCCGAGGGGCGCGCCCCGGUCGAGGCGGCCUACGCCCUGUACGCCGAGCAGCGCGCUCAAGCGCUCGCCGACGCCGACGCGGAAUACCGCCACCCCGAUAGCAGCGCUCCACGCGUCACCUGGCACCUCGCCCCGCCGCAGAAGCAGCCAUUGGUCCACCCGCAAAAGACCGGCGGCUCAGGCAUCGUGCGCCGUGCGAGCGAGCGCCGCCCGAUGGCCCCGAUGCGCGAACUCGCCCAAUUCCAUCAG
Mesorhabditis spiculigera is the source of this 2751-nucleotide messenger RNA. The record is from the annotation of a GenBank genome assembly. Lineage: Eukaryota; Metazoa; Nematoda; Chromadorea; Rhabditida; Rhabditidae.